CAGGUCAGAUAGAUUGUGACUGUGAAAGUCUUUACACGUUCAAGUUCUUCAUAUUAUGCAAUAAAUAAAUCAAACAGUGCUGGUGAGAUGGUCGUGAUCCUUUUUUGAAUACGUGUAGAAAGUACAAGAAAGUUGGCGGAAUAUUACACCUGGAAAAUGAUGCGAAUUUUGCUGUGGUCAACACUCGUCCUGGUGCACUCCCACCCAGCCCAAAAACUCAAAUUGCCCGAUCUUGAUGUUUCAACACCGGAAGAAGUGAACAGUCUGGAACGCGAAGAACCACUCAGUCGCUCCAUUGACCCACAAAGCAACAUCAUCGAUAACACAGUGCAAGUAGUCGAAGAAAUACUCAAGUCGGACCCAACACUUCCUCGUUUGACCCGUGGCGAAAUUUUAGACUUGUUGGAAAACAUCACAAAUUCCGACGAUGAAAAAAUCAAGUUUUUGGGGCGGAAUCGGGACCCCAAAGCUGUGAUGGUAGUCAUGCCAUAUACACCCACCAAUGAUAAAAAUAUGGAAGACUUGUAUACUAAGGCCCCUGUGACUCAUAUAAUCGGGGCUGAGCCUUUUAAAACCAAAGAGGAGGCGGACAAAGUGAAACACUCGAGGAGAAGACCACCGGUUCAAUUCAAUGACACUGAUAAUGAUUUGGCGAAGAAACCACUUUUUUCGGAAGAAAAGAAGAAAUAUUCGGCUAGUAUCAGUGAGAAGGUCACCAAACCAACCAUUCCGCGAAACCAAGUGCGAAGAAAACGGCCAGAAGCCACCACGGAAGCUCCAAAACCAUCACCGAUAACCACAAAAUCGCGCCGACCUGUCAGAAGACGCACCACAACCGCUCCAACCACCUACCACCCCAACCACCGCUACCCCGAAGACUCCCUUCCCAGUCAAGGAAUUCGCAUAAUUGAGUCACCAAAACUAGCCCAGAAAAACGACGUUUCACUCCCUGAUCUCGAUUUUGAAGAAAAUGUCAAACAUGAAGUCACAGAAGUUCCGCCAAAACCAGUCAUUGAGGAAAUUAUGGUACCGGAUAAUUUGAAAACAGUUAUGAAGGACUUGAAUUUGGAAUCAGCUUUAAAACCACAAGCGGAACAAACCCGGAUUAAGGACAUUUUAGCCUCAAUCCAGGUCCUGCCUGGUACCACCACCACAACCACGACUGAAGUACCAAACGCAGAAAUGGUUGCGGAUUCGUUAAGUCCAGAAAUGCGCGAUCUUUUGAUGAGCUUUGGCUUGUUACCAAACCCAAAACCGACUGAAAAACCGACUCGCGAGGAUCAGUACUAUCCUGAAAAAGCUGAAGUCAAGCCUGAAUCGUAUAUUGGCUUCAAGCCAUUGCCCGAUGAUGGGCCAAGUCGCGACGAUAUGGACGCCCUUCUUGCUUCCUUCGGGUUAGGGCGGAGUGCUCGACGAGGAAAAGUCCUGAAAGCUGAAAACCGCAGUGACAAAUCAGAGGAAAAGUACAAUCUUGACAUGAUUCCCGAACAUUUGAAAGGAGUUAUCACCGAUUUGGGGAUUGCUCAAGAACGCGACGGGAGAAAAAUUCGUACCUCAUCGGAAAAACAACACGUUUUCAAUCCUGAUAACCAAUACGCCACUGAGGAAGAAUUGAGGAAACUUGAGCGCCUCAUUGGGAUGAUCAAAGAGCUGGAGAAAAUGAACGGAACUGCUACGGAAGAAGACUUGAAGAAAUUUGACUUGGAAGGCUUGAAAGAACUUGUCAGUAGUCUAAAUGGGGAAAAUAAAACCGAAACUUUGGACCAAAAAGAAUUUGACUCGCCAAACCCCAAUAAUUUCGACGUAGGUCUUGUUAAAAACGAAAUCAAAAGACAGGAAAGUACAACUAGUACUACGAGUAAACCGGAAGCGGAAACUCCGUCUUUGACAGCUUUGGAGGAGUCUUUCGGUGGAAAAACUGAAGCGCCGACCGAACCACCAGUUCCAGAAACCACAACUCGAAAAACUGGUUUCUACUAUUUGGUCGAUUGGAACACAUUUUUGGACAUUGAUGACACGAAAGGGAAACGGGUUAAUUUGAGGUUCCAGCCUACGAUUGGUGACCCCAAAAGGUUCUUGUCCGUUAGUGUACCCUGAACUGAUGCUCAAUUAUUUAUUAAUUUUAAGAUUGUACAUAGUUAAAGUAGCAAACACGAGAUUGGUGUGGAAAGURUUCUUUAAUGUACUCCACUUAUUUACAAACUGAGUGAAAAUAUGUUAUUAAAAACUKGAAAUUUUUAAACACCACUUUUCACUGUGUUUCUGUGGUAAUUAUUAAAUAAAAUAGUUGA
This is a messenger RNA of Tribolium madens (black flour beetle), 2291 nucleotides long. RefSeq lists its product as uncharacterized. The record is from RefSeq and is a predicted model, not a curated record. Bases 157 to 2097 code for a protein of 646 amino acids. NCBI's taxonomy places the organism in Eukaryota, Metazoa, Arthropoda, Insecta, Coleoptera, Tenebrionidae. The transcript is spliced from 2 exons.